This is a messenger RNA of Erigeron canadensis, 1630 nucleotides long. RefSeq names its product TBC1 domain family member 22B-like. Gene Ontology annotation, biological process: activation of GTPase activity. The record is from RefSeq and is a predicted model, not a curated record. NCBI's taxonomy places the organism in Eukaryota, Viridiplantae, Streptophyta, Magnoliopsida, Asterales, Asteraceae. Gene Ontology annotation, molecular function: GTPase activator activity. The coding region runs from base 181 to 1434 and encodes 417 amino acids. The transcript is spliced from 10 exons.
CCAACCCACUCCCACACCCCCCGCUCUUUUCUCUAUCUCUUUUUUUCUUUCUGAAACCGGAUUCCGGUAGAUCCACCUGACGACGGAGAUCUCGCCACUUCAUCAGCGUCCUGGUUCCGAUUGGCAACGGUCUUCAACACCACCAGAUCGCUCUUCUUUCUUCCUUUUUAUCCCCUAUAGAUGUCGUUAAAGGGUCGCAGUUUACCUGGAAAAGUGUUGAUAAGAAGAUCAGAUCCAAUGGAUGCUACAUUUUUACCUUCUCCUAGCAUUGAUCGUAGUCCGUCAGAAAACGAUGAGGGGUCAAGUGAACAAAGUAAUGAUACAAAUGAGGAUCAAGUUCAUAAAAGUAACCCAAAUGCUUGUGCUGUUGCAACUCAGUUUAAAUCAUUAACGAUAGUUCCCGAUAAUACCUCUGAGGAGCUUCCGAGGUUUGGCAUCAACCCUAGAGCUAUGGACACUGCUAAGCUAAUGAAGUUCACGAAAGUAUUGGGUGACGUAACUCUCACCUUAGACAAGUUACGCGAGUUAGCCUGGAGUGGUGUGCCAUCUUACAUACGCCCUAAUGUGUGGAGGCUUCUUCUGGGAUAUGCACCUACUAAUUUAGAUCGAAGGGAGGGAGUUCUAAAAAGAAAGCGCACGGAGUAUUUCAAUUACAUUUCUCAAUAUUAUGAUGUUUCAGAUAAUGAACGUACUGAUGAAGAGAUUACUAUGCUUAGACAGAUUGCUGUUGAUUGUCCCAGAACUGUGCCUGAAAUUACCUUUUUCCAACAAGUAGAAGUCCAGAAAUCCUUGGAAAGAAUACUCUAUAUAUGGGCGAUUCGACAUCCUGCAAGCGGAUACGUGCAGGGAAUAAAUGAUCUUGUAACACCUUUUUUAGUAGUUUUUUUGUCGGAACAUUUAGAAGGGAGUGUUGAUAAGUGGUUGCUUGCUGAUUUACAUCCAGACACUAUCUACAAUAUUGAAGCUGAUUGCUAUUGGUGUUUAACUAAGUUACUUGAUGGUAUGCAAGACCAUUACACAUUUGCUCAGCCCGGGAUCCAACGGCUUGUAUUUAAGCUCAAGGACUUGGUCAAACGUAUCGAUGAACCUAUAUCAAGGCAUAUGGAAGAGCAAGGGCUUGAUUUUCUUCAAUUUUCUUUUCGUUGGUUCAAUUGUCUUCUGAUACGGGAGAUUCCUUUCCACCUUGUCAGCCGAUUAUUGGACACAUAUCUUGCCGAAGGUGAUGCAUUGCCUGACUUCCUUGUGUAUAUAUCUGCCAGUUUUCUUUUAACGUGGUCAGUUGAGCUCCAAAAACUUGAUUUCCAGGAGAUGCUAAUGUUUCUUCAACAUCUCCCAACACACAACUGGGGUUACCAAGAACUCGAGAUGGUGCUUUCAAGGGCCUUUAUGUGGCAUUCAAUGUUCAAUAGUUCUCCCAGUCACUUGUCUACCUAAGAAUACUGGUAUAGUUGCAAGUAUACAUAUUUUGCUCAAAAUUUUAUUUCAGUUAUUCAAAUUUGUAUAGUGUAAUGUACUAUUAAUCGUAGUUGUAGGCCUAAUGGGAGUUGUAUGAUAGAGGUUGUGUCCUGCGGAGUUGUGUGUAUGUAAUUCAGAAAUCUAAAUAGAUGAUAUUUACCAUUUUGUCUGUUUA